Acanthochromis polyacanthus (spiny chromis) is the source of this 1936-nucleotide messenger RNA. It is a transcript of the gene primpol, whose product is annotated as primase and polymerase (DNA-directed). Gene Ontology annotation, cellular component: mitochondrial matrix; nucleus. Lineage: Eukaryota; Metazoa; Chordata; Actinopteri; Pomacentridae. The transcript has 14 exons. The coding region runs from base 233 to 1858 and encodes 541 amino acids. The record is from RefSeq and is a predicted model, not a curated record. Gene Ontology annotation, biological process: replication fork processing; response to UV; mitochondrial DNA replication. Gene Ontology annotation, molecular function: DNA-directed DNA polymerase activity; chromatin binding.
GGAAGAAACGUUGCUUCCGGGUCCAGACGCGCGAAAAAGAAAACAAGCCGAGCGUUUCUUUCUUUUCGUUUUCUGCGAGUGACAAGAGACUGACUGGCCCAACACAGCGGUUUUUAUCAGUGGAAGGACAAUUGCAGAACCAAAGCUCAUGCAUCCACUCGGCUGAAGUGUCUGAGCAAAUCACCGUGGGUGCAAUAAAGGUUAAAUUGAAGUGUCUGAUCAGCAUUUGAGGAUGAGCAAGUGGGGGGACCGACUGAAGAAGGUUGAGCAGCUUGCUCAUUCCUUCCAGCUGAAUCCUCUGACGACACGCUACAAACCUCGACUGUGGCCGUGUCAGCCGUCCUCCAUCUGGAAGCUCUUCCCUCGGCAGAGUCUGGCUAUCAGCUUCGCUCAGAGCUGCAAAGAGGCUGUACAUGUUUUUGCACUUGAGAAAGAAAAGACGUCGCCGGGUCAAAGGAUCUACCUGGUCACUAGUUACAGUGAGCUGUGGCAUUACUACAGGACUUACACUGAGUCCUUGAUGCACUGCUAUGAGGUGAUACCUGAGGGUGCCGUCUGUAAGCUUUACUUUGACCUGGAGUUCCACAAGCCUUCAAACAAAGGAUCUGAUGGGAAAAACAUGGUGUCUUUGUUUAUCCAGUAUGUGUGUGACAAGUUGUUGGAAGUUUAUGGGAUUGAAUGCUCGGCGAAAAAUGUCCUCAAUCUUGACUCCAGCACAGACGACAAAUUCAGUCGACAUCUUAUCUUCAGCCUCCAGAAUGCAGCUUUUAAAGACAACAUACAUGUCGGUAGGUUCAUCCAUGCAAUUCUUCAGCCUGUCCUGAACAAAGCCAGAGGUGGAAGUUGCGUGAAUACUGGGAUUAAUCUAGUGGCAGAACACAAAGAUCUGGGAGGAACACAUGCUAUAUCUGAGGGGAAACCAGGAGAAGCAGGCCGGAUGACUGGGAGUCCACAGACGAAGAGACGUAGGCAGGAAGAGAGGGACCUCAGCUUCCUCUGGGUGAAAAACAAGGAUUGCAAAGACGGUCUCUUUGUUGAUCUCGGUGUCUACACCAAGAACAGAAAUUUCCGACUUUACAAAUCAUCAAAAGUGGGGAAGAACGCUGCGUUCACUGUGGCAGAAGACAACAAGUUCACAGCCAAACCUCCGAAGGGAGUUUCGGCAGAGGAAAGCGUCUUCUUGGCGUCCUUAGUGUGUAAUGUGAGUUUCACAGGUCAGAGAGUUCUUACGUGGGACGUCCCAGAAACAAAUGAAACCAAAACCUCGACGCCUCAUUGCCAGCAGGGAUCAGCUUCCAAUCCAGAUGCGCUGUCUGGCUGCGUGUCGUCCCCUCAUCAAGAAGUGGACACCUUUGUAUUAACGGUGGUCACAAAGGACGGCAUACAAGGAAGCAUAAGACGAUGGAGCUACUUUGCUGCAGAACAACUUCUCGUCUAUGACGUCGCCAAAUACCGCUGGUGUGAAAAUGUUGGCAGGUUUCAUAAAAGUAACAACAUCAUGAUUGUUGUGGAUUUGAAAGAGGAAGUGUGGUACCAGAAGUGUCACGAUCCCGACUGCAGGAACUUCAGGUCCUCAAGUUACCCACUGCCACAAGAGAUCUGCGUGAGCUACAUCAUGACACUGGAUGAGGAAGACCAGGCAUAUUUAAUGGAUGACGCUGGCAACAUUGAACCCAGCCAGAUAUCAAACCAGGGCCACCAGAGCACAGUGCGUCCAGUGGAAGAGACUCCUGACUUGUGGGGAGAUAAUCAGGAUGACCAGGACUACUUGGAGAGUCUCGACGACUUCGAACAAAACAGCGGUGAGAUCUCGGACCAGCAGCUGCUCACAUGUGUGGCAGAUUUUGACUCCCAGUAGAGACUGAGGUUUGUUACUUGGCCGCACAGCAUCAAAUAUAUCGGUAAGACGUAACGGCAUCCUAUUCAGCAUUUUAAA